Messenger RNA from Penicillium bovifimosum, 1959 nucleotides. RefSeq names its product putative Rho GTPase activator (Rgd1) (gene rgd1). The record is from RefSeq and is a predicted model, not a curated record. Gene Ontology annotation, biological process: regulation of GTPase activity; signal transduction. The transcript is spliced from 9 exons. Gene Ontology annotation, cellular component: cytoplasm. Lineage: Eukaryota; Fungi; Ascomycota; Eurotiomycetes; Eurotiales; Aspergillaceae. Bases 1 to 1959 code for a protein of 652 amino acids.
AUGUCGGAUUCAGCCCUACAAGAGCCUUCGGCGCUACCGACGCUUCCCGAUGCGCCUUUGAGCGCCGGUCGCUCAUCCCCCAGCCAUGGGGCAGAGCCGACCCAGACCCAGGAGGCUAUCUCGGAUGAGUUGAAGACUCGCCUCGACAAGAUCAUUUAUUCUGAUAUUGGCAUCAGCACCCUCUUGACUCGGUUGAAGCAAAGCGUGGCCUCCGCAAGGGAUUUCUCGACAUUCCUGAAAAAGCGCGGGUCCCUCGAAGAAGAGCACGCUCAGGGGCUGCGAAAACUGUCUCGCGUGAUCAACGAUGCGUCGCAACGCACGGAGAAUCGACAAGGAACAUACAGUUCCAGCUACAAAGAAAUUCACCGAAUCCAGGAGCGGAUGGUCGACCAUGGCCUCCAAUUCGCCGUCUCCCUCCACCAGAUGUCGGACGAUCUGCACGAGCUGGCCGGGAACAUCGAGCGCGGCCGCAAACAAUGGAAGCAGACGGGGUUGGCCGCAGAGAAGAAGGUCGUCGAUGCGGAAUCGCUGGCUGAGAAGGCGAAGUCUAAGUACGAGUCGUUGGCAGAACAGUAUGACCGCGUCCGCACGGGGGACAAGCAGGGUGGUAAAUUUGGUCUGAAGGGUCACAAGUCUGCUGCGCAGCACGAGGAGGAGCUGUUGCGCAAGGUACAGAAUGCGGAUAGCGAUUAUGCCGCUAAGGUGCAGGCUGCACAGACUGCGCGCCAGGAGUUGGUGUCUACGCACCGACCUCAGGCCGUACUCAAUCUUCAGCAAUUGAUUGCCGAGUGCGACUCUGGUUUGACCCUGCAGCAGCAGAAGUUCGCUACUUUCAGCGAGAAACUGCUUUUGGGCCAGGGUAUCUGCAUCAAGCCUCUCAAGGAUGAUGCGAACGCCUCUUUCGGGCCUAAGAGCCUGGCCGAGGUUGUUCGCCAGGUUGAUAACCAGAAGGAUCUUCACGAGUUUAUUCUGAGUCAUGAAGGCAAUCCGGGGGCUGUGGCUUCAGAACAAAUCAAAUAUGAGCGCCAUCCAGUUCUCGGUGGUACUGGGGCUUCUGCUCCUGCAGCACCUGCGCAACCUGCCUCUCAAAACAAGCGCUUGUCCAUCAUGCCGCAAGGAUUCUCCGCGAGUAACGUCUCAUCGCCGACGCCUCCGCAACCGCAACCGCACAACGGAGAUCGACUGCCGCAAUCACCUUAUCCUCCUCCACAGCCGGAGACAUUCACUCCACCCCCGGCUGGCACACCUCCUUACCCGGUAUCAGGGCCGCCCGUACCCGAACCUGCAUCUCAAGUUCACGUGCCAAUGGCAGGGCCUCCCCCGAUGGAUAAGAAUUUCCAGGCGAAUCUCCCUCCGCUGAAGCCAGUGUUUGGUGUCUCGCUGAACGACCUAUAUGCCCGGGACGGAACGGCGGUUCCCUUCAUUGUAUACCAGUGCUUCCAGGCAGUUGAACUGUUUGGUCUGGAUUUGGAGGGCAUUUAUCGACUCUCGGGCAGCGCCAAUCAUAUCAACCACAUGAAGGCUUUGUUCGACAAUGACUCAUCGCAAGUCGACUUCACGAACCCAGAGAACUUCUACCAUGAUGUCAACAGUGUUGCAGGACUAGUGAAGCAGUUCUUCAGGGAUCUACCAGACCCUCUGUUUACUAACCAGUUCUACCACCAGUUCAUUGAGGCUGCCCGCUUCGACGAUGACAUCCAACGCCGAGACUCGCUGCACGCCCUCAUCAACAGCCUGCCCGAUGCCCACUAUGCCACUCUUCGGGCCAUCAUUCUGCAUCUUAACAAGAUCCAAGAACACUAUACCCAGAACCGCAUGAACGCAGGCAAUCUCGCCAUCUGCUUCGGUCCAACCCUGAUGGGCGCCAACUCCGGCGGCAACAUCGCCGACGCCGGAUGGCAGGUCCGCGUCAUCGAAACGAUCCUGAAUAACACAUUCCAGAUCUUCGACGACGACUGA